GCAGAUAACAGGCUGGGCCUGUCCCACACAUGUCCCGCUCCCACACCCGGCAUUGAACCACCAUGGAGGCUUUUCACAUACUGUGUCUCGUCAUCGUUGGAGCUGCAUUUGUUGUUGCACAGUUUCCGUUUCAACCACCAAAUGUUCCCUCGCAGUCCUGUCUGACGUGUACCUAUCUGAGCGACCCAGCUGACUGCAAGCAUUCCAAGAAGUGUUACCCUGGUGAUUCCUGUUUCCUUGGCGAAGUACACGAGGCAGACAAUGAGACCUACUACAUCCAGUAUUGCUACCCUGAACCUGGCUGUUUACAGAUGAAGAGUCUGGUCGAGCAGGGGAACAACGAGCUCCGCGGCUACCACUUCAACUGGAUCUCCUGCUGCAACACCGACGACUGCAACAACAUGAUACCUCAACCCUAGACGCUAGUGGUCACGUUUACAUUGCAUGGCAUGUUCAUCUUAGUUCGUUAUAUGUCGUCAGCCAUUUUGUGCUUUUUGUGUGUAACUUUAAUGUAUUUUCAAAUUUCAGUUGUUCGGUUUGGUUAAGAUAUUAAAAGAGAUUUCAACAAAAUAAACGUUA
Messenger RNA from Haliotis rufescens (red abalone), 579 nucleotides. RefSeq lists its product as uncharacterized. Lineage: Eukaryota; Metazoa; Mollusca; Gastropoda; Lepetellida; Haliotidae. The record is from RefSeq and is a predicted model, not a curated record. The coding region runs from base 63 to 419 and encodes 118 amino acids. The transcript is spliced from 5 exons.